Messenger RNA from Cylindrotheca closterium, 828 nucleotides. The record is from the annotation of a GenBank genome assembly. NCBI's taxonomy places the organism in Eukaryota, Bacillariophyta, Bacillariophyceae, Bacillariales, Bacillariaceae.
AUGUCUGCCACACUCCAAGCUAGCCGCCCCAAGGGAUCCUCCGUCGAAAACAAGACUGUCGGAGAGCGUAAAUAUUUGAUUGGAGGAAACUGGAAGUCCAACGGAACCUACGACGAAAACGCCGAGCGAAUCAAGGUGUUCAACGGACUUGGACCCAUCCCCGACAAUGUCGAAGUCGUCCUUUGCGUCCCAUACUUGCACAUUCCUCUCUGCUUGACGUCUCUUCGUGACGACAUUGAGGUUGGCGGCCAAGACUGUGGAAGCAACGUCAAGGACGGCGCCUACACGGGUGAAAUUGGCGCACACAUGUUGAAGGAUAUUGGCUGCACGUGGGUCAUUGUUGGUCACUCCGAACGUCGUGAAGGGUUCGGAAUGGCCGGAGAGCCAGAAGGACUUUGUGCCGAAAAGUGCAAGGUCGCUCUCGACAAGGGCCUUAAGGUCAUGUUCGCCAUUGGCGAAAAGAAGGAAGAGCGUGAAUCUGGUGUCACCAUGGAAGUUUGCGCCAAGCAAUUGGAGCCACUUGCCAAGCUUUUGAAACCAGAAGAAUGGGCCAAUGUUGCCAUUGCCUACGAGCCUGUCUGGGCCAUUGGUACUGGUCUUACUGCCACUCCAGAAAUGGCACAAGCCACACAUGCCGAUAUCCGUAAGUGGAUGAAGGACAAUGUUUCGGAAGAUGUCGCCAAGGCUAUUCGAAUCCAAUACGGUGGAUCUAUGAAGGGAGCAAAUGCCGAAGAGUUGCUGAAGCAACCUGAUAUUGAUGGUGGAUUGAUUGGAGGAGCCUCUUUGAAGGACGACUUCUUCAACGUCAUCAAUGGUGUUCCAAAGUAA